Messenger RNA from Gasterosteus aculeatus aculeatus (three-spined stickleback), 3382 nucleotides. RefSeq names its product DEAH (Asp-Glu-Ala-His) box polypeptide 32a (gene dhx32a). The record is from RefSeq and is a predicted model, not a curated record. Gene Ontology annotation, molecular function: helicase activity; RNA binding. Gene Ontology annotation, cellular component: spliceosomal complex; intracellular anatomical structure. NCBI's taxonomy places the organism in Eukaryota, Metazoa, Chordata, Actinopteri, Perciformes, Gasterosteidae.
UUGAAUGUGAAGCCCUGAGCAAAUCAAAACACGUGCGCAGCCACGCCGGAGAGAAAUUACGCACCGGGUGCGCACUUCGCGCCGGACCGCCUCUACCAGAACUACCUGCCACUCUUAACAGCUUCAUAAAUAUACUUUUAGCUAUUAAGAAACCGGGAGCAAGCCCCUCAUAUAUCAUAGGAUUCGUCCAAGUUCACGAAACGGAUUAUCUUUUUAAUCGUUCCGAUGGAACAAUAGAAGAAAACGAAAUGGAGCCGUAGCUGGAGCGGUAGGGAACCCAUGUGUGGACCCCUCGUUGUAUGCGUCAUGUCUGAUGGAGGGAUUCCCGGCGAGCCAAACACUCGCCCGGAAAGCGAGGAAUGCCCCGCGGAUGAUGCGUUUGGCUUCGGAGAUGAUCUGGAGUUAAAUCCAUUCGACGGCUUGCCCUUUUCCUCCCGCUACUACGAGCUGCUGCGGGAGAGGCAGACUCUGUCCGUGUGGGAGGCCAGGUGCGAGUUUGAAGAGGCUCUGGUUAACAGCCAACUGGUCGUUGUGUCCGGGACGGCGCAGACUGGGAGGAGCACGCAGAUCCCUCAGUGGUCUGCCGAGUUCUGCCUCUCCGCCAAGUACCAGCACGGCAUGGUUGUGUGCACGCAGAGCAGCGCACAGAGCGCCGUGGAUCUGGCCUUGCGCGUGGCCGACGAAAUGGACGUCAACAUAGGCCACGAAGUGGGCUACGCCAUCCCUCUGGAGAACUGCUGCUCCUCGGACACUAUCCUGAGGUACUGCACCGACCAUGUGCUGCUGAGAGAGAUGAUGUCGGACCCUUUUCUGGAGCACUACGGGGUCAUCGUCAUCGACCAGGCCCACGAGAGGACAGUGAGCACUGACGUACUGCUGGGUCUUCUGAAGGACAUCCUGCUGCAGAGGCCUGAGCUCAGAGUGGUGGUCCUCGCCGUCCCGCCCGCCACCGACAAGCUGGUGAGCCACUACCACGGCGUCCCGCUCAUCACGCUGGAGGCCUCGCCACCCGCUGAGGACGUCCACAGCAACAGCGGCAACAAGGACUACUUCUUCUCAGCGCUGAGACUGGCGCUGGAGAUCCAUCGAACCAAAGAGGAGGGAGACGUUGUCGUGUUUUUGGCCUCCGCCGACGAGGUCCGUUGUGCCCACAGCAUCCUCCAGAGAGAAGGCACCAGGCUGGGAGCCGAGCUCGGCCAGAUGGUCCCUGUGGUGCUGUGCCCCCGGCGGGGAGGGAUACCGCCUGGGCCACCGGGCUCCAAGAGGUCCAGGAGGGUUUUCCUCUCUACCAAACAGGGGGAGGAUAUGUGGUGGGCCACAGAGUCGGUCAACUUCGUCAUCGACACAGGAGUCCAGAAGAAGAUGGUGUACAAUCCAAGAAUAAGAGCCAACUCUGAGGUUCUUCAACCCAUCAGUCAAUAUCAGGCAGACAUACGCAGGCGGCUCUGUGGACCAACUGGCAAAUGUUUCUGCCUGUAUCAAGAAGACGGACAGCUCCCUGCAGAGAACCCGGCACAGAUUUUGGAGUCCAACAUUACUCCAACUGUCCUUUUCCUAAAAAGGAUGGAGAUAGCCGGCCUUGGACAGUGCGAUUUCAUAGAGCGACCAGAUCCCGAGGGUCUCAUGCAGGCGUUGGAGGAGCUCGAUUACCUCGCAGCUUUAGACGACGAUGGCAACCUGUCUGAGAUUGGCAUCAUCAUGUCUGAGAUCCCCCUGGAGCCUCAGAUGGCCAAAGCGCUGCUGGCAUCUUGCGAGUUUGACUGCGUGAGCGAGAUGUUGACAAUCGCAGCGAUGCUUUCAGCCACAAGCUGCUUCCUGGAGCCACCUGUUGGUAGAAGCCACGAGGCGGUCCAGUGUCACAGGAAGUUCCAGCACCCUGAAGGCGAUCACUUCACCCUCAUCAACAUCUACAACGCCUUCAAACAAAGCCAGAGAGAACCAUACUUCACUACUGAAAAGUGGUGCCAGGACUAUUUCCUCGAUCAUUCUGCCCUGAAGGAAGCCGAGGCCAUUAGAUCAGAGUUGACCGAGACCCUAAACAGGAUCGAGCUUCCCAUCUCUGAGCCCUUCUUCGGAACCAAAACCAACACCCACAACGUCAAAAGAGCUCUGCUGGCCGGUUUCUUCAUGCAGAUCGCACGAGACGUGGACGGGUCUGGAAACUACUUCAUUCUGACACACAAGCACAUGGCUCAGAUGCAUCCUCUGUCCAGCUACGGGCCUCAGUCACACAAGCUGGGGCUGCCGGAGUGGGUCGUUUUCCACGAGUACACCCUGUCCCAGAACAACCACAUGAGAACGGUGUCUGAAAUCUCUCCACAAGUGUACAUCCAAAUGGCUCCCAUGUACUUCUUCUACAAUCUGCCCACCAGUGAAAGCAAAGACAUGCUACAAGACAUGUUGAACCCAGAAGGAUCCAGAAAACGCGGAGACGGGAAACAAAACGCCUCCACGAUCGGCGGCGAUGCCGACGCCGGGUGCGCGGUGGUGUCACAGACUUAUGACAGAUGUGUGAUUCAAUGAUCAACAUCGUGAAUGGAAAUCUCAGCUGCAUUCUUUUCAAUUAUUUUUAAAAAACGAGUCACGGGAUAAUGUUUGUUAAUCGUGGCCCUUAUAUAUUCUGCGGUGUCAGUACAUCCCAUUUCCGUGAUUUCUUGCAUCGGAUUAAGUUGUGUGCUGCUUUAUAUUCGCUCUGUCCUCCCUUUUCAACACUGUCUGCAAAUGUGAGCAGCGCGACGGCCUUUAGCAGCCUUUAUUGAAGGAGCAGCAGAUGGAUGUCAUCUGUUGCUGUACUAAAAAUUCCAAACGUCUUGUGCAAGAGGAUGCAGAUUUAAUGAGGUGGUUUGAUACACAGCAUGUACGAGCUUCUGGAGGAUACUUCAUUUCAUCUGGAUUCUUAAGAGUUGGCAGUGCACCUCUUUUUAGGUUAAUGAGGUGUGUAAAGUUCAGGUUUCAGACUGAAAUUUGUUGACAUUAAGAAAGCAAAUUCAAGCCAUGUAGAUGCAAUGCUUUUAUUAGAGAAGAGAUUCCAGAGGUUUAUGGAAAGUGCUCCAGAAAAGCACAAGUCCAAUCAAGAUUUGAACGCGUUUUAAUCGAAUUUGUAUGUGGAAUUUGGCUGGGAAUCUGGAUCCUCUUUCAAAUCGACACAAUUAUAGAUAUAGAUAUAUAAUUAUACAAUUACAAAUGGCGUUCUUCCACCAGCUGAGGCUUGACUACAAAAUAAAACUGUUUCUAUUCACGAUACAACAACUGCAUGUUUCUGCAGUACGACUGAGCAGGGUAUAUUAAAGUGAAUUUGUACAGUUUGUCAGUGAACAGUUUCUCUAAAAUGUAUUUUAUAAAAGUCCCUGCACGGCAUGUUCUAAAGCUAAGAUUUAUAAUA